CGCACGCACAGGUUCAACACAUGGCACUCAGAUCGAUAUUAAGCGGUUAACAUGAAAAAUUGAAUAUUUUACAUUCUAAACCAUUUUUAAUAGUUACAGCGUUUUAGUUGUUUAGGACGUUUGAUCGCAUUCCAUUAACCUCCAGAUCUAUACGUCUUCUCCCAGACUGAAAUCGCUGCGUUAUUGGAUUUUUUCCCCAGCUCAUCUGGUUUUGUUGGAUAAAGAUUUCGAGAAAUGAGAAUGAAGAUUUUGACCCCUGUCCAAGCAGAUUUUGCGAUCGCCUUCAACAGAUAAUGUGCUUCUUGAAAGUGCAUUAUUCUGGGGCGCUGAAUCUUCUCAGGAAUUUUCAAACUUUCUCACAGGACAAGCCUCUGUCAUCCCUGGACUAGCAUCAAGCCUGCACUUUUUUCCCUCUUACUUUAAGGAUAGUUAUCUCACUAUGACGAUUCCACUUUCCAGAACACAACUUGCCCUCUUCUUUAUUCUGCUUUGUCCAGUCAACAUUAUUGGGCUCUGGUGGGCAGUGGGGAGUCCGUUGGUCAUGGACCCAAAUAGCAUCUGCAGGAAGACAAAACGUCUAGCAGGCAAGCAGGCCGAGCUAUGCCAGACGCAGCCGGAGAUUGUCAACGAAGUUGCCAAAGGUGCUAAGCUGGGUGUGCGAGAAUGCCAAUACCAGUUCCGCUUUCGACGCUGGAACUGUACCAGCCAGAACAAGCACUUUGGCAAAAUCCUCCAGCAAGACAUCCGAGAGACAGCGUUCGUGUAUGCCAUCACAGCGGCAGGCGUGACGCAUGCAGUGACCCAGGCCUGCAGCAUGGGGGAGCUACUGCAGUGCGGCUGUGUGGCCACGCGGAGCCGAGGGCCGCCCCCGCAUUUAGGCAGCAUGGGCCCAACUGAGGGGGUGAAGUGGGAGUGGGGAGGCUGUGGGGAUGAUGUGGAGUUCGGCUACGAGAAGUCCAAGCAGUUCAUGGACGCUAGGCGGAGGAAGGGCAAGAGUGACAUUCGCACACUGAUUGACCUUCAUAAUAACGAGGCCGGUAGGCUGGCUGUGAAGAAUUAUAUGAGAACUGAAUGUAAAUGUCAUGGGUUGUCUGGCUCUUGCACUCUGCGGACCUGCUGGAAGAAAAUGCCUCACUUCCGCGAAGUGGGUGACCGUCUGCUUGAGCGCUUCAACGGGGCAUCCAAAGUGAUGGGUGGGAAUGAUGGUAAGACUCUCAUUCCAGUGGGCCAAAACAUCAAACCGCCGGACAAGCAGGAUCUCAUUUACUCGGCUGAGUCACCAGACUUCUGCCUGCCCAACAGGAAGACGGGUUCCCUGGGCACACGGGGGCGAAUAUGCAACAGCACUGCUCUGGAUGUGAGCGGAUGCGACCUUCUGUGUUGCGAGAGGGGAUAUUGGGACGAGACGGUGGUCUUGGAGGAAAACUGUCUCUGCCGUUUCCACUGGUGCUGCGUGGUCCAGUGUAAAAAGUGUUCUGUUAGGAAGGAACUCAGUUUGUGUCACUAACCAAAAGCCCUUGAUAUAGAGAUUGAGAAGAGUGCAUCAGAAUGAGAAAUCCUCUGGAAGUCGUGCUAGAACAAUCAAGCUCUGUUGCGUAGAAUCUUGAACAUUCCAGAUUCACUCUAGAAUGUACUGCAAAACGUACAUGCACAUUUCAGACCCUGAGUUUUUGGAAAACACUAGAGGUGCAUCUGACUCAUAAUGCACCCUUCAGAAUACCUUUAGAACCACUAGUCUCAAUGACUACUCAAGAUUUAGGAGGGGUUCAUCAGCUGUGGAGUCAAGACAUUCAGAAAUCCUUAUCAGCAGAGUGAAGAGGGCUUUUGUGUGUCUGUUUCUUUUAGAUCAGCCCUGUUUAUUUUGUCAGUUCAUUGAAUGCUAUAAGUGGUUAUAUCCUCUGUUGAGUCAAUGAAUGGAAGCACUUCCACUGUCUUGAGUGCUCACUAUGUGCACAUAGGGACAGAAUUGCAGCCAUGGUGAUAAUAGAAGCACAGCAACAUGAUGGUGCUUGAUGUCAGUGCAAUGGCAAAGGCUUCUCUUGCUCAGUACUGUCUGAAGUGAGAGGGACAUCAAGUAAAGGAUAUUUGGCAUAGCGCUCUGUAAAAUGGGCAUUGCCUGGACACAAUGAAAAUAAUCUUAUUUAUAUUGUCUAACAUGACUACUUGUAAGUGAAUUGACUAAUGCCCUGUCAUUUUCUUUUAAAAGCACUUUGAAUGUGAGAACUUUUAACAGAAAGAGUAGCAUGUCAUUUCAAUCUUAAACUCUGUUGUUUCAAAGGUAAAAAGCAAAUGCAAGAGAAGCAAUGUGUAAAAACUCUUUGUUUUCAUUUUUAUUUUAUUUUUUAAUCAUAUUUAAUCUUGAGGGCUUUUAAUGCACUUUUAUUGGUACUGAAUACACUUUUUCAUCCAUUUGCUCCAUGGUUAAACACAUUUUUAGUGUUUUGAUUGUUUUUAAAGGGAUCGUUCACUCAAGAAAUUUAAAUUUCAAAUGAACAUUUUUUUUACUGUCCCUUAUGUUGUUCCAAAACUCUAUGACUUUGUUUCUUCUGUGGAACAUAAAGGGAAGUGUUUUGGCAGAAUGUUAACCUCAGUCACCAUUAACUUUCAUUGCACCUUUUUUCCAUACAGUGAAAGUGAAUGGUGACUGAGACUACCUAACAUCUCCUGUUUUGUUUCAUGGAAGAAAUAAAUGUACAUGUGUUUGGAACGACAUGUGGUUGAGUACAUUUUGACAGAGUUUUAAUUUACGGGUGAAAUAACCCUUUAAGAAUAAAAGUGCUUGCAUAUUAUUGAUCUUGCAUAUGCCUUUUAAUAUGCUAUCACUGCUCCCUUUGCUAAACUGAUUGUUACAGAUUGUUAAUGACAGUGGAUGAGAAAUUAAUUUCCAUUGUUUGUGAUAUGGUUUCCAUGGCAAUAACAACUUUUCGCAGAUCAGUUCAUGUGUCCAUUUUGAUUUGUCAGUAGUAUCUUUGGGUAAUCAAAACACUGCAUUUUCAUAAAGGGCAAAUUCAGGACUUUUUAGCACCAUAUUCAGUGUCACACAAAUUAAUCAUAUUUGAAAUAUAAUAUUUCUGCUGUCUGUAUCGUUAAUGAGAUCAGAAACAGCAAUGUUAAGAAACAGACAUAAAGAAUGCAGAGUUUCACUAGAUACUACGGGGUCAGCCAUGAGACUUUCAUCAAGUGUUAAUCUCAAGCACCCCUUCCUUUGUUUUGGGAUGUAUUGCAUUUUUUGGAACAUACCUUUAUGAGGUAUCAUCUGGAGUUUUCUUCUUGUUUUCCUAUCUUGUGAGCCACAGACCAUAGAGAAAUACAGCUUUCACAUGCAUUUGUAAUAGGAGCAUAAUAAAUAUAAUGGACUUAAGUUAGUGAAAAGUGAUGGCAUGUCCAGUAAAUGUAAAUGACUUGAACACACAUUAUUCAGCUCUAUUUAUCUGUGGACAGUUCUAAACUUUAAAUAAAAAUCUUAAACUUGUAUAUGAGAAAUGUGGUGGAAGGAUAUGCAAGAUUAUUAAUUGCUCUUCAAAACAACUGUUUAUUAAGUUGUCUUGUAUUAAUUCAUUACAGAAUUUUAUUUUUUGCAUAAUUAAUCAUAAUGUAUUUGAGAAGGAAGAUGAUUCGGAAAAAAACAAAAAACAAACAAGAGACUGGAACUAAAAACCUUACUUGUAGCUGCUCAUCACUGAAUAAAAU
Myxocyprinus asiaticus (Chinese sucker) is the source of this 3690-nucleotide messenger RNA. RefSeq names its product protein Wnt-6-like. Gene Ontology annotation, cellular component: extracellular region. Bases 440 to 1507 code for a protein of 355 amino acids. NCBI's taxonomy places the organism in Eukaryota, Metazoa, Chordata, Actinopteri, Cypriniformes, Catostomidae. The transcript is spliced from 4 exons. The record is from RefSeq and is a predicted model, not a curated record. Gene Ontology annotation, biological process: cell fate commitment; neuron differentiation; multicellular organism development. Gene Ontology annotation, molecular function: frizzled binding; cytokine activity.